CGUAACAGUAACUGAAAAAAGAGAGCGUGAUUGAUUGCGAGUAACCGAGUUUAAAAUUCUCUACCAUUUCUUUAAGACCCAGUCACCUUGAUACCUACCUCAUAAGCGUCAAAAAACAUUUCGUGUUCCGAAUUUCCCUCUUUCUAACGGCACUAUUCACUCUUCGCGAUGGGUCAACAACCCCCAAGCAUCCAGAAAGCGUUGGCGGCUGACGCCAAGCUCCGCUUACAUUUCCCUGGAGUCACCCACUUAAAAGCCGGCGACAACCUCACCAUUCCACAAGCCACGCCCGCGCCAACUCUGUCUAUUGCCACAAGCGCGCUGAAGUCGGAGCCCGGCAUCAAAUAUCUCGCCAUCUCGGUAGACCUGGAUGCGCCAUUCCCGUCUUGGUCCUUUCUCAGUCCCAUCUUGCAUGGUUUGCACUUCGACCUAGUACCCGGCACCCCCGACGCUGAUGGUUUCGUUCCGCUCGAGGGCGGCUCGGAAUGGCUUGUGCCUUGGCUGCCACCCGGACCGCCCAAGCCCAGCUCGGCACAUCGGUAUGUUUUCUUGGUGUUUGAGCAGCCCAAGGAGUUAGAUGCUGCCAAGAUCAGGACCUCGCUCAAAUUGGCCCAAGAAGUGAAAUUGACAGCCAGAUUGUGGUGGAAUGAGGAAGAUGCUGAGAAGAAGCUUGGGCUCGGCGAGGUUCUGGCUGGGAAUUACUUCAACACCCACGCUUAAGUGGUCGACUACGGGAAACCGUCGGUCCAUAUCACAGAUGGCAGCACAUGAUGGUCACUAAGUACAUGGCUAUCGAUUAUCUAAAGUCAAGAGACAUUGGGGGUUAGGAAGACUGUUUUGCUUAUCUUUCAGUAUGCGACCAUAAGAAUGAUACCAUAGAAUUUGCGUUAUGUUUCCUGUUCUCUUCAAGGCUAUUGCGUGAUGCGAGUCUGAAUUUGUCAUCCGAUGUUAUAACCGUUUAAUGAAUGAAUUACGGGACCAAUAUGCUAUCAACUUCCUUCAGGUCCCUGCGUGUUUGCUCCCAAAACAGUAUCUUACCUCCGAUGCGACUGAUAAGUUCUAACCAUCCUUGAUGGGCCCGGAAUCUACACCACCAACAGUACCUACCGUCUACCCUUGUAUCCCGACAGGCUCACGAAUCCCGCAGAAAGUGGUCAACGGCUCGCUACCAACCUUUGACAUGGCUGGAUAAAGUCUCUUGUCUGUGAUCAAGGUAGCGCCAGAGUUUAUGGACUUACAUCAUGGUCGUUGUCACAGUUUGGACAAGAGUUAUGCAAAAUCGAGUCGGACUUUGCGCAAUUGGUGUGUGCUCGAAACCAUCUAUCAUAAAACCUUAGACUAGGCGACUUUAACGGCACCAACGUCGUACCCCGUUCCUAUACACUUUUACUUCUCCCUCUAGUGUACAUCACCCAAGCCAGGCCGGUAC
This is a messenger RNA of Xylaria bambusicola, 1429 nucleotides long. Its product is annotated as PEBP-like protein. Gene Ontology annotation, molecular function: phospholipid binding; peptidase inhibitor activity. The record is from RefSeq and is a predicted model, not a curated record. The coding region runs from base 169 to 720 and encodes 183 amino acids. Lineage: Eukaryota; Fungi; Ascomycota; Sordariomycetes; Xylariales; Xylariaceae. The transcript has a single exon. Gene Ontology annotation, biological process: regulation of Ras protein signal transduction; regulation of proteolysis.